CGCAAAGCUUCGGCGAAUAGGAUCGUACCUGGGUGAGUCGCUGAGCCACCUCGCCACCAGCUGCAACAUGCCGGUGGAGCUGGUCCAACUGUUGACGGAGAAUAGGAAGAAGACAGAACAGCGGCGACCAGAAGGACUUGCAGGGGGGACAACGCUUUAUGCAGUGAACAAAAAACUCUUUCACUCGAUGACGCGGUGGGCACUCAUAAGAGAAACGGCACAGGAUUGGGCGUGUGGAGACGAGCAGCAGCGGGCUGAGUACGAAGAGGAGCUCGCUGUCAGAUACUUUGGAACACCAGGCGAAACCGAGACGCGUGCGGAGAUGGUGAAGCGAGUCCUUGAAGAAAAUCCGGACGCACAGCCAGCGGACAUAGAGUACAGCCCCCCGAUGGGAAUGCCGGAAGUCGUGCAGAGUUUGGCCGCGGGCGGAGAGUGCUUAUGGAGCGGAGAGAUUGUGACAGGCAUGACGAGCUGGGGCACAACGAGAGAAGGCAUGACGCCGGAGCUUCGGGACCACUUGCAAGGGCAUCACCCCAAACGCACCCCCACGAGCAUUCCCUUAAAGCAAGAGAUCUGCAGGAAGUCAGCGCAGUUUAAUGCAGAACAAGACGCGGAGUUGAGGCGUGAAAUUAUCGAGAGAAACUCCGACAUACUGCGCGACAAAAUGGCGCGGGGCCCACAGGCCAACGUAAAAAAGAUAUUCUGCAAAAAAUGCGAGUUAAUGUACAGCUCGACAGCCGGAGCCAUGGAGAAGCAUGCUCAAAAUCAUAGAGACAAUAGCUAUAUACGAAUUGGGCGCAAAAAGAACAACAAUGGCGAAGCAGUAGGCGAGUACAGACCGGAGCAGCAUCUGUGGAACCAGUGGACCGGGCGAUACUACUUUGGCUCUGAUGCAAAGGGCUGGAAGAACAUAAUCCCGCGCGACGCACUUCACAAGGACCGGGCUGGCUGCGAGUACCUACGCUGUAGGAAGUGCAAAACGUACAAGAUCCUUUUCAACCACGACCAGAAGACCGAGCGACUUCACAACCACGCCGAAUCGAUCAAAAUCAGCCGCAUGGUGGCGCAUGAAGCUGCCUGCAAGCCAAAAGCGAAGGAGACCAAGAAGGACACGAGGAAAGCACCGAUGAAAAAAUUGAUGAAAGCAGUUCUAGUGCGAAAGAGUUAGUGGGAUCGAGAGCGGACUUGUCUCGAUCCCCCUGUUGGGAAUUACUACUACUACUACACGAAGAUGGUAAAUAUGAAACGCGGCUAACAUAAUCGGCCCUCACUAAGAUUUUAAAGUUGGAAGCGUUACGCUCUCUGCCCAAAUCUACUCAGUCAUGAUGUACUUUUUAAAACUUAGCGCAACCAGUGCGGGCGCUCAUGGAACAAAGACUUACUUUACUUAUGCAAACGACGGCAUAUCGAAAACACUAGAGAAUUAUCAGGCCCAGACGAAAAAUAAAUGUAGGAUUUCAAAUAAAUAUUGUACACACAGGUCCAAAUGAAAAGCUCCAUUUUGUUGCAACAUCAGGCAGAGCGCGAGAAAAGAAAUCAAAAUCUGCACAGCAGCAGCAGCUGCUAAAAAUGUGAUUUGGACGUAAAACAGUUCCGAGUUCUACCCUGCUUGCAUCUAGAGCAUAACUAGUCCGAUUUAUUCAUCAUCAUUUUCUUGUGCGCCACCGAUAUUCAUCUUCUUGUCUUCGUUGUCGUUGUCGUGAACAGGGAAAGAUUACGGCCGAAAAACCUCAGCGCAAAUCGCUGGCAUUCGUCAUUAUUUGUUUUUCAUUUUUCAGCUUCCGGUUGAGAAUUUGAGAGCUUCUAUAGUAACGGUUCAAAAAAACAGCAUGGCAAAUCAUGAAAAUCCGGAAAUUCUUGCUGUUGCACCCUACCGCGACGUACUUCGAGCGGUGCUUCUCUUACUCUUCUUUCCUAGUUUCGGUGUGAGAAAUGCGCAUUCGAAAGUGUAGAAAUAUCACGACACUGGGGUCGUCGGGGUUGAAGUUCGUCGUCGUGUAUUUCGAAAAGGUCGAGAAUGUGCACGUGUUUGCCGCUACGUCAAAGACCACGCAACAAGCAACACAAAUUUAUCUUUCCAUCAUCAUCUUCAUCGUUCUUUCGCACCUCGAUCUUCAUCUUUCGAGCGUUGAGAUAAAUGCGAAAUAAAUAAAACAUCCUGUGACAAUUUGCAUUACAAACUCCAAAAGCGCGGAGAUUGUUGCAACCAACAUUGAUCAACAUCUGCACCAACAUCGGGUGUUAUGCUUCAUCAUCAUCUUUUCUUCUUCACGGGCGGGUCUGGAGAGAACAUCUACAUCUUGAAAAACAACAACAACAUCUGCAUCGUCUUUUUGUUUCUUUCACGGGCGGGUCUUGAUCUUGAACAUCUACG
Molecule: messenger RNA, 2374 nt
Organism: Amoebophrya sp. A120
Lineage: Eukaryota; Dinophyceae; Syndiniales; Amoebophryaceae
Source: the annotation of a GenBank genome assembly